Molecule: messenger RNA, 1581 nt
Organism: Nematocida major
Lineage: Eukaryota; Fungi; Microsporidia
Exons: 1
Coding region: 1-1581 (526 amino acids)
Source: RefSeq, a predicted model, not a curated record
AUGGAGAUAAAAAGAAGAAAGAUAGACUCGAUGAAAAUUUCCCUUUUGAUAGGACUCAUUUCUCGCAUUGCAGGCGUCUUUGGGAGUAUGUCGCACAAUUUCCUGCACUCUUCCCCCGGGGGAGGCCCUGCAUGGACAGCUCCGAUCGUGCACUUUGGGAAUCCAAAUACAUACGCGCAAGAAGCUGCGAAUAUUCCGGCACGUCUUGCCCGGGAGAUUCAGCAAGUGGAUAGAGGCCUCAGGAAAAGGUCGAGUCCUGCAGGGUUCUUCUUGCAGGACCACGGAUCCCUGGGAAUGGCAUUUCUGUGCGAGGAGUUGCAGGAGUACACAAGCGCAAUAACCACGAUAGCCCAGCCCAAGAUACGCGAGGGCAUUCUGGAGGCGCACAGAGAGAGAAUAAUUAUGAGCUGCUCGUUCAAGUACCCCCCAGUAGCGCACUUGACGGAUAUAGCAAUGCGAAAUAUACGGUCCAGGUACUUCCUGCUUAGCGAUUUUAAGCAUGGCGUAGACGAUAUAUCUACGUUUAAUAUGAUAGUUACGCUGGAGGAUAUUGCGUAUAUGCUCGACCUGGGAAUUAUAAAAAGUACUUUGGGCGUAAACAUUUUCAGCCUGUCGUACAGCAGCAUAAACUUCGUCCUGGAGAAAAAAGGCGUCACACACACGGUCCUGAAGGAGACGGUGGAUUGCGCUAUUGGCGUGCUUCGUUCUAGUAUCUUAUCUGCACAGCAGGAAAUACAGAAUGCAAUAUAUCACACGAAGUUAAAGCCAUACAUGUACAACCCCGAGGAGUUUGGCGUGAAAGGGGAUGGGCCUGCGAAGAGGCAAUUUGACGACAGAUAUUAUUACGACGCCCAACACGGGAAUAUAAACGAGCACAUUACCCCCACGGAGUGGAGCAAGUUUAUGCAGUUUAUGCAGAUAAACACGCUGCACCAGCUAAGCUGCCUGCUGGAUAAUGUCUUUGAGUCCUCGCAGAUUCUUCUGAACCAGGAAGCCCAUCUCCAACUCGCCAAAAAGACGGGGAAAAAGAUUUUGGUGAAGAUAUACACGGCUAUGAGCCUGGCAUUGGAGGCGAAUGUAUAUCGAGCCGAUUCAGGCAGCAUAUCUGAAAUAGACAAUUUGCUGGUGGAAAUUGCGGAUGAGUGCAUCGCCAUGCUGGACAACUUCUACAAGUCCGUGCUUGACGAAUUCACGAUGAUGAAAGAGGAGUCUCCCAAGCACUUCCCGGGCCUUAAGAUGCAGGCUCUGCAGCUGAAAAGGUACAUGCUAUACCAGAAGGGGGCGUGGGAAAAGGCCAAGGCAAGUAUGGAGCGCAUCCGCACAUGGCUCUCCGACAACGACAAAGCACUGAGCAGAUACGAGGAAAAGUUUAACAUGUUCAGCGGAAAGGAUAUGCUCGAUCGAGAGGAUGCUUUGUUUGUCCAGAAUGGGAGGUCUAUUUUGGAGUCUCUCGCCUUAUUCGGGAGAAGAAAGUUCCACAUAAAAAAGUAUUUCCUCUACGAGGCACUUGAGAUAUACAAGAGCACUGGAGUCAUAAUUACAGAGUGCUGCGAUGAUGAUAUCACGUCAGGCAGGAGUUAG